Molecule: messenger RNA, 1845 nt
Organism: Galleria mellonella (greater wax moth)
Lineage: Eukaryota; Metazoa; Arthropoda; Insecta; Lepidoptera; Pyralidae
Exons: 7
Coding region: 126-1805 (559 amino acids)
Biological process (GO): proteolysis
Molecular function (GO): serine-type endopeptidase activity
Source: RefSeq, a predicted model, not a curated record
AAGAAGAAACUGAUAAUAAAAUUUAUCGCCCCAUUGGCAAAACCUAUCAGAAAUCUCAUAAAUCUAACAUACUAAAAGUAUUUUAUUACUAAAAGCAAUGUGGAAACAUUCGUUAUUCGUAAGCAAUGAAAGUAUUGCUACUCGUAUUAAUAGUUUACUUAAAUAACGCAACAUGCGACAAAAAAUAUUUUCAACCAGAAUCCAAAAUAAUUAUGAAACACUAUCCAAAGAAAGUUAUAAGAGAAUUAAGUCCAAAUAUUCAUAUACUCAAUUCGAAAAAAUAUAUAAACACUAAUCUUGAAGGAUUCAAAUUAAAUAGAAUAAAUACAAAAAAGAAUGAUGAGAAAAAUAAAGGAUAUACAGUUUUUCAAAAUACAGGCUUAGCUCAGAGCGACUUUGGAAUACCAGAUAGUCCGUAUUUUCCAUUUAGUGAAAACAUUGAAAUGAAACCUAGAAUCAAAAAGGUAUUACCGGAAUAUAUAUUUAGCGCAUUAAGAAAGAAAAGGUCAGCUUCAUUUAAAUUAAAUCUUAGCAAUAAAGAAAGUGAAAACGAAGGAAAAAGCAAAGAAAUAAAAACAAAUAAGAAAGUCGAGAAAAAAAGAAAACCAGAAAAUACUAAUGAUAAAAGUAAGCUAGGUCAUGUUGAUAUAAAAGUUGAUAACAAAAUUCGCAAAAAUAAUGUUACAGACCACACAACGACUGACGUUAGUAAGCCAACAAACGACAGUAACGUCCCAGCACAAUCUAAUACUAAGAUAGUGAAAACUAAAACGACGAAUACAAAAAAUAAAUCCAAACAACAAAAUAAAGGUAGUCAAACAAAAUCUAUUAAAAAGAAAGCAAAACUAAAAUCUAGUAAAAAUUCAAAAAAUGCUACUAAACGUCCAGUCAAACUCAAGUAUACAAUUAGAAGACCGGCGAAAAAAGAAAUAAAAGAUAAAAAAGGUAAAGUAAAUGUAAAAGGCCCAGGGCAACAUGAAAAGAAAGUUUUAAGGAGCCGACGAUUGGUAGCUGGGAGAGACGCGUUGAUAGAAGAAUACCCAUACGUGGUGUCAAUACAGAAAGGCGGUGAACACUGGUGUGCCGGCGCAUUACUCAAUCCACGACUGGUUAUUACGACGGCCAAUUGUAUUUGGAAAUCCAGCCGCGUGAGUCGUUUACGAGUACGCGCGGGUUCUCGAUACGUUGAACAAGGCGGCCAAGUGGCCAAGAUAAAAGAGGUGAUGAAGCACCCUAGAUGGAGUAUCAGGAAGGCCCCCGAUAACGACGUGGCACUUAUACUGCUCGAUAGAAAUAUUAGAUUCUCCGAUGCUGUACAUGGUGUAGACCUGCCAAAUCGCAUCAUGAUGCCUGCCUUCGAAGAUGCCUGGGUCACUAGCUGGGGGUCUGAACGUCGUGACGGUAUAUACGACAAGAAGGACAUGACGCUGCAAGUGUAUCACGCUCGCCUGAUGGACCGGGACAAAUGUAACAAUGUUACGCAGCGCUUCGGAGUCACUGUCACGGAAAAUUUCAUCUGUCUGUCCCAGACAGGCAGGCAAGCACCUUGCACGCGCGACACCGGGGCACCAGCUGUCAGCGAUGGUGUCAUAUGGGGUCUGGCAUCGUGGGGUAUUCGAAAACUGUGCGGCACGGAGCGGUAUCCCGCGGUGUUCUCGUACCUCGCGUCGAAUAGCAAUAUGGACUUUAUUUUGAACGCCACAAGACUUUUAAUGGCUGACGAGCGGUUUUAUCCGUUCCCCGACCAUUACCCGUACGUUCCAGCUACGACCUCCGUCGCAACUACAACAGCGUUCUCAUUUUAAACUUUAAAUUAUGUAUUAUGAAGUUCUAUAAUAAAAAUCU